AUGUCAAUCCACGCCGGCCAAUCUUCAGGGGUAAAGCUGCAGGACAUCGCCAAGAAAUCGCCGUUCGUAGUCGGCACGUCCCGGCUCGGCGCCGUUGGAGACACCGACAGUUUGGACGAGACAUCGACCUCCUCACACUCCACAGCGCCAACACCCUCGGAAAGCAUCAACGCGCUUCUCGGCAAAGCAGACUCAGGAACCAGCGGACCCAACGAGAGAUGUCUUGACGGCGGACUGCGUCCGUGGCUGGUGGUGCUCGGCUGUUGGCUAGCGCUGUUCACGUCGCUCGGGUUCGUCAAUAGUCUGGGCACCUUCAGAACAUACCUCGUCCACACCCAAACCACCAAUCCAACGUCCGGCGCGAUUGGGGGCGUCAUAUUCGCCUAUGCGGUCACCAGCUUGCUGCUGGGGCUCUACGUCGGCCCUCUGUUCGACCUGUACGGCCCACGCUGGCUCCUCGGCAGCGGCACAGUCUGCCUCAUCAUCGGCCUGCUUCUCGCCAGCCUCAGCAUGGGUCCUAUCGGCAUCCUCACCGCGCUCGGCAUCUUGGGCAGCCUCACCAGCACCCUUCUCUCCACACCAGCAAUCGCCUCCGUCGCCUACGUCUUCACAGCCAACCGCGGCCUGCCCAUGGGCAUCGCGGCCACCGCGUCCUCCGCAAGCGCCGUCGUCUUCCCCUUCAUCCAGCACGCCAUCUACCUCCACCUCGGCUGGCUGUGGGCGGUGCGCAUCCUAGCAAUUAUCUCCCUCGUUCUCGCCGUGGCCGCCAACUUCCUCAUCCGCUCAAACCGCCUCCCCCCAUCAUCAUUAUCACCACACCCGCCUUCCUCCUCCUCGUCCCCCGUCCCAACACCGCGACGCGACCUUUCCAACCCCCACCCCACGUUCCGCAUCUUCCGCGCCCGAGGAUCCUACCUCACCCUCAUCGGCCUCUGCUGCGCGCAACUCGCCUCCUUCUACCCGCUCAGCCACAUGUCCGCCUACGCCCUCGGCAAAGGCGCCACCCAAACCGACGCCUUCACCGUCGCAGCCGUCGUCAACGGGUCCUCCGUCGUCGGCCGCAUAGCGCUAGGCUGGGCAGCCGAUCGCGUCGGGCCGUUCAACGUCAAUAUCGCGUGCUGUCUCGCAGGUGCCGUCUCCUGCUUUCUGGUGGCGCUGCCCGCGGGGUUCACGAGGCCCGGGCUGAUGUUGUUUGGGGUUCUGUUUGGGUUGGUGAGUGGCGGGAGUAUUGGGUUGGUGCCUGUGGUGGUGGGGAGGUUGUGUAAGACGCAGGAGUUUGGGAGGUAUUAUAGUGCGUUUUAUACGGUGGCUUCGUUUUUGGCGGUGUUGGGGAUUCCGCUUAUGGAGCAGGUGUCGAGGACGAGUAGGGGGGAUUAUUUGGGGCUGAUUUUGGUCACGAGCUUUUUGUAUCUUGGUGCUGCGGGGGCGUUUUGGGCUGUGCGGUCGGCGGUGGUUGGGAGGGGGUUACGGGCGGUUUUUUGA
Dichotomopilus funicola is the source of this 1482-nucleotide messenger RNA. RefSeq names its product major facilitator superfamily domain-containing protein. Gene Ontology annotation, molecular function: transmembrane transporter activity. Gene Ontology annotation, cellular component: membrane. The transcript has a single exon. NCBI's taxonomy places the organism in Eukaryota, Fungi, Ascomycota, Sordariomycetes, Sordariales, Chaetomiaceae. Gene Ontology annotation, biological process: transmembrane transport. The coding region runs from base 1 to 1482 and encodes 493 amino acids. The record is from RefSeq and is a predicted model, not a curated record.